AUUAACAUACCAGUGUGUGACUCAGAAAUAAACUAAACCCUAGACAGUUUUCAGCCAUACGAUAAAAGUGUUUUUCGAAGGAUGUAUCACAUUUUCAGGAUAUAAGGAUAUUAUAAGAAGUGUUAUUUGGUUUUUAUAUUAUAUUAAUAUUCGAUUUUUUAAAUAUCGUUUUUCAUGAAUAUUUUACUGCCAAAUUUCCUUUUGACGUCUAGUAAUAGUUGUUUGUAUUGAUUCGUGCAAGAACAUACCGGAAUAAAAACUGCCAGAGAAGAUGACCAACAACACCAUUCUACAAGUGUUCCUUGUAGUUGCCAUCGUGUUUAUCAAUGGCGCUUAUGGAUUUGAAAAACAGUGCUUUCAUGACGACGCGGACGCUCCAGACGUUUUUACGUUGGUAAUGCGUGCACAAAUCUCUACCGGUGUCGCUAUGCAAAUCAUGGCGUUGAAUGGAGCAAGCAAUGCGCCCACCAAUUGUAAAAGUGUACAAACUGGAUCAGUUAACGAGCUGGUCAUCAAAUACAAAACAUCGUCUGUUACUCAAACAACCCCGAACCUUUCAACCAACGACUGCUUUGUGUCGUAUUCAGCCCCUACAUUUAGCUUAAAGGUAGCAGUACAGGGAAUCCCGGGUUUCGUUCAGAUAACCGACCAGUUGUAUUACGUAGAUUGUAACACAUCCAUGGCAGAUGCAGGUUUUCAAAGUCUGUCGGGCGUGAACAUAGCCAACGACAAAACCUUUUAUACGGCGGUCACUCGAAAUGACAGAGUUACGAUGCAGUUGAUCAAGGUGGGCCUUCCGAACGCCGGCUCUGUUUUAAGUUCUCCCGUCCUCCUUGGGCAAAAGGUUCGGGUGCGGGUGAUUUACUACCUCGAUCCGGCCGCUACAAACGGGGAAUACCCAAUCGGCAUCCACAACUAUGACCUGACUGUAGGACCAGGGAGUGCAGAAAGCGGACGGGUUAAACUUAUAAAGGACGAUGGGUGUACUUUAACGCGAACUCCAUUUGACCUCCUAACUACGUUUGCAUACAAACCGUCCUUAAGUCAUCCACGACGUCCAAACCAACAAGUGUUUGAGACAGGAGCGUUUAACAUUGUUAUGUUUGCCACGCCUACAUCUAAACAACUUCACUUCAAAGUACGUUACAGUGCCGAAUGCUACAGCGAUGAUGACCCAAAAUGCUUCGAUAAACUGGCCUAUUGCGAAGAACUUAGAAAAAAGAGGGCAACUGACGACGAAGGAAAUACAACACUUUCCUUGAACAUAGAGAUAGCAAUGCCAGGAGAAACUCCCAUUGAACAAGAUGUAGGCUCGGUCAAUCACCUAAAAGCUAAGGAAUGUGUCGCCGACAAGACCUACUGGAUCCUCGCUGUCUUGCUUGGUAUCGCUCUGCUGAUUGUUACCAUGGUCGGCAUGUACGUUUUCUGUAGACUGCAAACUGAGCAACAACGUGUCGAAAUGGUGCAAGAGAAAACCGGGUUUUAAAAUCCAACCAAACACAAUAAAAAAUCAAGAAAGACUAAUUGAAUGUUUUCUUAAUAAUAUGUGAUUUAGGUUUCCUUGAAUCAAACUUUUAAUAAAGUCUUUGUUUGCCGAGUGUAAUUCAAUACACUGUACUCGAUAAUAAUUUAUUGUCAUUUUUUGUUAAGCUUUUUUUCUAACAAAUACUUAUAUAGAGAUAUAC
Messenger RNA from Dreissena polymorpha, 1685 nucleotides. RefSeq lists its product as uncharacterized. The transcript has 9 exons. NCBI's taxonomy places the organism in Eukaryota, Metazoa, Mollusca, Bivalvia, Myida, Dreissenidae. The record is from RefSeq and is a predicted model, not a curated record. The coding region runs from base 272 to 1486 and encodes 404 amino acids.